CUUAACUUUCCUAGUCAUCAAACCAUUUGUCUCUUCUUCCUAAAGCAAGACACCAUACCAUUAUAAUUUAUAACCAUCUUUUUUUCCUUUUCCCUUUUUCAUCUCCAUUAUCUCCAUAUAUUCAUCAUAGAUCGGAUCAUACCACCAAGUGAUUAACAGUGAAGGGUUGCCGAGACAAAUACAAAGGGUGACGAAAGAUGUCCGAUUGGGGGCCGAUUUUCGUGGCGGUGGUGCUGUUCAUACUGCUAACACCGGGGCUGUUGAUUCAGGUUCCAGGAAAAUCACGGGUGAUUGAGUUUGGCAACUUCCAAACCAGUGGAGUAUCCAUCUUGGUGCAUUCCGUAAUUUACUUUGCACUCCUUUGCAUCUUGCUCUUAGCUAUUGGUAUCCACGUGUAUGUUGGUUAAUAUCUGACCAAAAUUCAAGCCUUCAUCUUGCACUCUAAAUUUC
This is a messenger RNA of Hibiscus syriacus, 450 nucleotides long. RefSeq lists its product as uncharacterized. The transcript has a single exon. The record is from RefSeq and is a predicted model, not a curated record. Bases 198 to 407 code for a protein of 69 amino acids. NCBI's taxonomy places the organism in Eukaryota, Viridiplantae, Streptophyta, Magnoliopsida, Malvales, Malvaceae.